Molecule: messenger RNA, 276 nt
Organism: Necator americanus (New World hookworm)
Lineage: Eukaryota; Metazoa; Nematoda; Chromadorea; Rhabditida; Ancylostomatidae
Exons: 5
Coding region: 1-276 (91 amino acids)
Source: RefSeq, a predicted model, not a curated record
AUGCCAGACAUUUUGUCCGCUUUUAGCUCCCUUCAGCCAUGGAUUUCUGUGCAGACAUUUUCUGGAGACAAUGGUCAAAUCAUCCGGACUGGGAUAAUCCGGAAAAAGGAUGAACAGUUCAGAAUCGAUCGUCGUUUGAACGUAUUCGAACGGAAACAGGUUAGAACAUUGAACGUUUCGCCCGCUGGAACGAUAGCCGGAUCUGGUAGAAAUAGUGUGACCACCCGAGGAUCGACAAGGCAUCCUGUCAAAUAUGUGGAACUGAUUGCUCGUUAA